AGACGGCUGGCAGGAGCUGGAUGCGAGAAGCCGAAAAUAGAUCUCAGUGGCGUGCACUUGGAGAGGCCUAUGUCCAGCAGUGGACUGCGAUAGGCUGAUGAUGAUGAUGAUGAUGAAUAAGCCCUUUAGUUACUUGUUUGUUACCAUAGCAACUAUACCAAAUUGUCCAGUUGUUAUAGGUAAAUUGCCUUUUAGGACAAUAAUUAAAGAACCCGAUAAUUUAUACAUAAUAUGUGAACCAUUAAUUGCGUAUGUAAGAUGAGGUCAGCCUAGAAGUGGAAAAUUGAUAAUAAUGUGAAAUUGAUACCAAAGUGGAAACGAUGCGCGCGCAUUAUACAGGCUUGACCAGCAAUUAAGUAACAACACAAGGUUAAUGCUUGCUAUUGUUUUCGAUUUUUGUUAUGGAAAAAUGUAGUUUGCCUGGACCAGUCGUUUUGGUUUUGUGUGAAAUAUCUAGCUGUUCAGACCAAACACGUGACAAUAACAACUACCCAGCAUAGUAACAUUAAGUGGAAACAUUAUAAAGUAAACAAUACCAAUGGACAAAUGCUGUGCCUCACAUCAAUCUCCCAGACCACAAAGAAGAUUAAACGGAUUUCAAUUACCACUAAACCACCAACAAAUAAUCGGAUGGAUUGUCUUCAUCGCAACGGGAUCGUUAAAUUAUUUUAUUCUUAUUAAAAUACAAUUUGACGAGUUAAAGACCAUAGCUCUAGUGGUAUUUACGGUGCUGUACGUGUCUCACGUUUCAUCACAUCUUUGUGCGUCGCUGUUAGACCCCAGUGAGACCGAAUUAAGAAAAUUAGAAGUUUAUAAUGUUCCUGAAUUCAACCGAGAAAUCCACGCACACGUUAUUGAGAAUGGAAGAUGUCAUCUGUGUAAUAUACAUACUAGCGGCAGAAGAACCAAGCAUUGCAGUAUAUGCAACAAAUGUGUGGAGAACUUCGACCACCACUGCAAGUGGCUCAACAACUGCAUUGGCCGCAGGAACUACGUGGCGUUCAUUUCUUGCGUCACUACAGCGUUCAUGAUAUCAGCGUUUACGUCAUCGCUGUGUGCCGCAGAUAUUGUGAUAUUUUUUACAAAUCCAAAAUAUUUUAGUAUUGAAGCACAAACUUUUACUAACUGCAGUGCAUUAUACAACACAACGUCGGUAACGCCGAGUUUUUGUAGAAAUUCAAUAUCUCUCUUUACGUUUUUAGUCAUAUUUUGUGUAGUAUCAACAGCAAUAGGAUGUGCCUUAUUACAUUUGUGCUGUUUUCACAUUUACAUCUCUCUGCUAGGAGUAACGACAUAUGAAUAUGUGGUUAGAAGUGGGGACUCAGAAGUUCCUCCUUACAAAUAUGUUAGGAACUGUAAAUGUUGCAGGUGGCGCAUGUCACAGGAAUUGUAUGCCAUAAGAAAAUCAAACGGGAAUAUUCAAAGUCAACAAAACCCUGAUACAAGUAAAUGGAAUGUUUCACGUACUACACACCUAGAGAAUGGGGAAGCCAAUGUUCUAAAUUUUAUAAGCAUAUUAAUUAACAACGAGUUAGGUAAAGCUAGGAAAAUAUUUUUAUAUGAUAAGAAUAAAGUACACCCACAAGAUGGAAAUAGUAGUGGUAGAUAACGUAUAGUUUGUACCUUUUUUCAAAUUUUUUCACGACUUUUUAAAAUGCUAAACAAUACUUAGUUCUGUUUUAAUAAUAAGGAAAUGUUUUACAUUUUAUUAACUAAAUAUUUUAUUUUAAAGAAAAACCCACAUGCGUGAAAAAUAUCAACUAACGAACUGAAAGAGAAGAAACGGGGGUCCUAUCUCUCUUCUUUUGCUUAUCUAGCUAGAAAGAAGAAGACAGCUACCUCAGCUUGAGUAGAAUAAAUCAUUUUUUAUCGCGCUUUGUGUGAGCACUAUGUAUAAUAUUAUUUUACUAAUAUUAUGUAAGCUUCAAAUUAAUUAGGACGAUCGUUAAUCGUUAUGUUCAUAUGGCUUAGUUUUAACUGACCCCUCCUAAUUUUAACUAUCCUGUUCUUUUUAUAAGCUUAGUGCAGCCUGCCAAAUAUGUGCUAUGAUGCAAACACUAGUUACCGAUAACGAAUAUUUAGGUAAGUAAAUAGAAGACAAAUGGGAACAUCAACUAUAAAAAAUUGAAGUAACGGGACAAAAUAGUUCGUCAUAAAAUUAAUAUAUUACCUAAUUAAAUAGUGCUUUCUCGUUUUUGGUCAGUUUAAUUUAUUCGCUGUUUUGAUGUAACUCACAGACUUAUCUCACAGAUAGCAACGGUAGUCAUGUAGGUCAUUGCAUAGGUAGAUAACCAUUUUUUGAUUUGGUCUUCUACAAGAGCCCUGUGAAGUGAAUGAUCAAGAAUUAAAUUUACGUCAUUGCUGAUUGUCAAACUGCACGCUUUUGAUGUUUCAAAUAAUAUGUAUCGUAAAAACUUUUGUAUCAUGCAGAUAAUACAAUUUUACUAUGAA
Messenger RNA from Helicoverpa zea (corn earworm), 2451 nucleotides. RefSeq names its product palmitoyltransferase ZDHHC11-like. Gene Ontology annotation, biological process: protein targeting to membrane; peptidyl-L-cysteine S-palmitoylation. Gene Ontology annotation, molecular function: protein-cysteine S-palmitoyltransferase activity. The transcript has a single exon. The record is from RefSeq and is a predicted model, not a curated record. Gene Ontology annotation, cellular component: Golgi apparatus; endoplasmic reticulum. Bases 539 to 1609 code for a protein of 356 amino acids. NCBI's taxonomy places the organism in Eukaryota, Metazoa, Arthropoda, Insecta, Lepidoptera, Noctuidae.